UAGAUCUAUUAUCUAUGUGCAUAUUUGAAAAGUGCGGUAUCUUUAAAAUGACGCAACGCAUGCUUACAAUUUUCUGUCAUUUAUUUACCGUAAAAUAAAAAUAAACGAGUUCUCAACGCUUACAAGUAAUGCUUGCUUUAUAUUUUUGUAAUCUAGUAAUUAAUAUUGUAAUUUUGCGCACAUUACAAAAGAAAUCUAAUAUUUGUAAUGAGAAUUAUACUGCACAAAUGCAGUGUGCUUUAUCGUAGUGUUACUGGUAUUAAAACUAAAAUGUCUAUAUCUAGUGGAGUUAUACAAAGUGCGAUAACUAAUAAACUCAAGACAAACUUAAAUACUACGCAUUUGGAAGUUAUCAAUGAAUCUUACAUGCACAAUGUUCCUAAAGGGUCAGAGACCCAUUUUAAAGUGGUGGUAAUUUCAGAAAAAUUUAAAGAUCUGCCCUUAAUAAAACGUCACCGGUUGGUAAAUAAUUUAUUGAAAGACGAAUUACAAUCUGGUGUCCAUGCCUUAUCGAUUGUUGCUAAGACACCAGAGCAGUGGCAAGAGAGUGAUAAAAUAAUAGAAUCUAGUCCAAACUGCAGAGGUGGUUUUGGGAAAUAACAGGCUACAUUAAAAAUGUAAAAAUGUAAAUAUAGGUAUAUUAUCAAUAAAAAAAUAGUAUCUUUG
Molecule: messenger RNA, 666 nt
Organism: Agrilus planipennis (emerald ash borer)
Lineage: Eukaryota; Metazoa; Arthropoda; Insecta; Coleoptera; Buprestidae
Product: bolA-like protein DDB_G0274169
Exons: 2
Coding region: 208-600 (130 amino acids)
Cellular component (GO): mitochondrion
Source: RefSeq, a predicted model, not a curated record